Molecule: messenger RNA, 2301 nt
Organism: Lacerta agilis (Sand lizard)
Lineage: Eukaryota; Metazoa; Chordata; Lepidosauria; Squamata; Lacertidae
Gene: ZCCHC8
Product: zinc finger CCHC-type containing 8
Exons: 14
Coding region: 51-2198 (715 amino acids)
Cellular component (GO): catalytic step 2 spliceosome
Molecular function (GO): RNA binding; zinc ion binding
Source: RefSeq, a predicted model, not a curated record
CUUCCGCAGCGUUUGGCCGUGCGGCCGGCGCCUUCCCUCCCCGACCUAAGAUGGCGGCCGAGGUGGACUUCGGGGACCAGGAGCUCUUCGAGCAGCUGGACGCCGGCGAGGCGGCGCCCAUCCCGGCCGCGCAGCCGCUCCACACCCGCUUCGAAGAGGCCAGUGCGGAGACGGAGGAGCUCAGCGAGCGGCUGAGGGAGUGCCAGGAGACCGUCAGGGAGCUGCAGGCCGAGAAUCAUGAACUCAGAAGAAAAUUGAAUAUGCUGACUCGACCAAGUGGACUUACCAUUGAUGACUCUAAACUUGAUGGGCCUUUGUUACAAAUUUUAUUUAUGAACAAUACUGUUUCAAAGCAAUAUCAUCAAGAAAUAGAAGAUUUUAUAUCUUGUUUAGUUCAAAAAUAUGAGGAGCAACAAAGUGCUGAAUCUGACAAGGCCUACUUCAAUGUUAAGCCGCAGCCUUCUAGUUUUAUGUUGGAAGAAGACCAUAAAGUGACAAUCUCAAAUACAUCAAAAAAAAUCAAGGAGGCCUUUAGUGUUGUAGGAAGUGUUCUCUAUUUUACCAAUUUUUGUCUUGAUAAACUGGGGCAGCCUAUAUUAAAUGAAAACCCUCAGCUGACAGACGGAUGGGAAAUACCCAAAUACCAGCAAGUUUUCACACAGAUUCUUUCUCUAGAGGGACAGGAGAUACAAGUAAAGCCUAAAAGCAGGCCAAAAUCUCACUGCUUCAAUUGUGGCUCUGAAGACCACCAAAUGAAAGAUUGUCCACAGCCACGAAAUGCUGCCCGUAUAAGUGAAAAAAGGAAGCAGUUUAUGGAUGCUUGUGGGGAAGCAGGAAACCAAAACUUCCAACAGCGGUACCAUGCAGAUGAAGUUGAAGAAAGGUUUGGAAGGUUUAAACCAGGAAUAAUUAGUGAGGAACUUCAAGAUGCACUUGGUGUCACUGACAAGACUCUUCCUCCUUUCAUCUAUCGAAUGCGGCAACUGGGCUAUCCCCCAGGUUGGCUCAAGGAGGCAGAAAUGGAAAAAUCUGGACUAACACUCUAUGAUGGAAAAGCAUCUCCUGGUGGUGAAACAGAGGCGGAAGAAUAUUACCAACAGAAUUGGCGUGUCACUUAUGAUGUCUCUAAGUUGAUAAACUAUCCAGGUUUUAAUAUGUCCACUCCAAAUGGAGUAACAGAUGAAUGGAGGAUGUUUGGUUCCGUACCCCUUCAGCCCAGUCAGCAGAAGGAUAUCUUUGCCCACUACCUUUCUACCUAUCAUUCGUCGAGCCCAAAGUCCAGCAAUAAAAGAUCUUCAUCUCACCAGAACUCUCAUCAUCCAAAAAGACAGAAAGGAAACAGUGCUGAAGUAUCAUCAGCUGACAUGGAGAUGGAUUCUGACUUUGAAGCUCCACAUAGUUCUCCUGGCUAUGAUAGCUUCCAGUUCCAACCUCCACUGCCUCCAGGGUCACCACUGAACGCCACUCCUCCCCCAUUGCCACGUGGGACCCCUCCAUGUACUCCCCCUAACAUGACCCCUCCCCGGCUUCCUCCAUGUAUUCCCCUACCUGUUCCCCGUGAUACUCCACCUUUGACUCUUUCCAGUGAUUCUGCUCCACUGAGAGCAGAGGGCUCUGCCAUGGAUGAAGACACUUUGACCCUGGAAGAGCUUGAGGAGCAGCAGCGCCUCAUUUGGGCAGCCCUGGAGCAAGCAGAUAGUGCAAACAGUGACUCUGACAUACCUGGAGAGAAUCCUUUAACAGGAAACUCUGUAGCCUCAUCACCAUCUCGAGUUGAGUCAGACAUUUUCCCAGAAGAAAUAACAUGCAAGAAGCUGGAUGUAUUGGAACUUGGGACUUCAGACAACAGUGAACAGGUACUCAAAGCAGAAGAGUCUGAAAAGAAACAGAUUUCAGGUGAUGGACUGAUUGAUUUGACAGGCAAUGAAGAACCGAAUCACAUGGAUUCUGAAGGCAGUGUUGAGAACUGCCCCUCAACCUCAGUGUCCAGGGUAAGCCACAGUGACUCUCCUGUGGUCAUCAGUGCUGAGGUGUCCAAAAAUGCCAGCCUUGUCCCUGACAUGAGCAAGUUCGCUGCUGGGAUAACACCAUUUGAAUUUGACAAUAUGGCUGAAUCUACUGGGAUUUACCUCCGAAUAAGAAGUGUGCUAAAGAACUCUCCUAGGAACCAGCAGAAAAGCAAGAAGGCUUCCUCCUAGUUCCCCUAUUACUACUGCAGCAUGGUUGCACCCAAAAGAAACCGACUGGCCAAUUAACUUUGGAUACUACUCUGUACUUACUUUAUAAAUAAUGACCAAGUAA